Molecule: messenger RNA, 567 nt
Organism: Strongylus vulgaris
Lineage: Eukaryota; Metazoa; Nematoda; Chromadorea; Rhabditida; Strongylidae
Source: the annotation of a GenBank genome assembly
UUACAGGCCGUCUCUACCGAAGAUAUGAAUAAGGAACUAGGAAAAAUCAAGGACGACCAACGACAAAAUGCUGUGACAGACACUUUGGCAGCACUCGUCUACGAUGUGAACGCAACCGCUGAAGUGCUGAGACGAGGUGGACAAGGAAAGGAUAGGGGUGGAAGAAAGAGCCAACAGAAAGAGGAAAUUGAAUAUCGUUUACGCCUCACACCAGCACCAGAGGAUGAACGUCCAUUCCCAGCUCCACGAAAGCGUGAUAAUAUUCCUGAUGAGAAGUUUACCGUAGACGAGGGCUCGCCACCGCCAAUGGCACCAGUGGUCUGCGCUUACUGUAACGAAGAAAUUGAUGGACCUAUUUUGACGGCUCUAGCGCCAAACUCAGAACGGGCGCAGAAGUUCCAUACCUACCAUUUUAUGUGCUGUUAUUGUCAAAAGGCACUGAACAUGCAUGGAACGUUCAGAGAGCACGAUAGAAAACCCUACUGUCAUGACUGCUUCUACAGGCUCUAUAACGGAUUACGGUAUGAGCCGGAUGAGCACCAAGCAACCAUCGAAAAACUCAUCUAA